CUGCAUGAGAGGGGAACUGUUAUCGUAAUGCCUGAGCCGGCCAAGUCCGCCCCCGCGCCCAAGAAGGGCUCCAAGAAGGCGGUGACCAAGACGCAGAAGAAGGGCGACAAGAAGCGCAAGAAGAGCCGCAAGGAGAGCUACUCGAUCUACGUGUACAAGGUGCUGAAGCAGGUGCACCCCGACACGGGCAUCUCGUCCAAGGCCAUGGGCAUCAUGAACUCCUUCGUCAACGACAUCUUCGAGCGCAUCGCCGGCGAGGCCUCGCGCCUGGCGCACUACAACAAGCGCUCCACCAUCACGUCGCGGGAGAUCCAGACGGCCGUGCGGCUCCUGCUGCCCGGCGAGCUGGCCAAGCACGCCGUCUCCGAGGGCACCAAGGCCGUCACCAAGUACACCAGCUCCAAGUAGAGCGUCUCGGACUGUCAGUUUUAACCCAAAGGCUCUUUUAAGAGCCACCCACAAAGUCUCUGAAAGGGCUUUAAUGCAAUAGUGUCUGUAUUGUGUGGUGUGAAAGUCUAUUUAAAGGACAGUGUAUAGUAUUUGUAAUGAGCUACUAAAUCGGUUAUCAGAGGUUGCAAAAUGUUCUGUUUGAAAUGUUUGAAUAUUUUGCACGUGCAAGUUCAAAUGUAUUACCUAUUUAUUACUUUGUAAACCAAUGUUCAAAUAAUUUUCCAAUAAAUGUAAACAGUAUCGUUAGACUUUUUUUUUUUUUUUCAGUAAAGAUGCAAGAUGGAGAACAUUAUACGACGUGUUCCAUAGUAACUAAGAAAUUCACAUAUAUUCUAAUAGCUAAUACCCGCCCUCAAAAAAGGGCAUGUGGGGAAAGUAUACAUCCCUGAUGACUUUUUCUAUUGUGGAUAGCUGUACCGGGAUAGUUUAAGCUUAAAAAUAUACGUGGCAGUCAGAAAGCAGCCUUGUAGAUCGGAAGGCAAGGGACAAGAAGACCAGGAAAA
Tyto alba (common barn owl) is the source of this 953-nucleotide messenger RNA. Its product is annotated as histone H2B 1/2/3/4/6. The coding region runs from base 28 to 408 and encodes 126 amino acids. The transcript has a single exon. The record is from RefSeq and is a predicted model, not a curated record. Gene Ontology annotation, molecular function: protein heterodimerization activity; DNA binding; structural constituent of chromatin. NCBI's taxonomy places the organism in Eukaryota, Metazoa, Chordata, Aves, Strigiformes, Tytonidae. Gene Ontology annotation, cellular component: nucleosome.